Colias croceus (clouded yellow) is the source of this 3631-nucleotide messenger RNA. RefSeq names its product procollagen-lysine,2-oxoglutarate 5-dioxygenase (gene Plod). Bases 466 to 2646 code for a protein of 726 amino acids. Gene Ontology annotation, biological process: peptidyl-lysine hydroxylation. Gene Ontology annotation, cellular component: endoplasmic reticulum. The record is from RefSeq and is a predicted model, not a curated record. The transcript has 13 exons. Gene Ontology annotation, molecular function: iron ion binding; L-ascorbic acid binding; procollagen-lysine 5-dioxygenase activity. Lineage: Eukaryota; Metazoa; Arthropoda; Insecta; Lepidoptera; Pieridae.
CAGCGUUUCUUGUAAUACCUAUGUAAUUAUUAUGAAAAUCUACAAACGUAAACAGACAAAAAUUAUUUUAUAAUUGUAUAAAUUCGCUUCAUACUAUGAAAGUAAAAUACUCACAUAAAUAUAAAAAACAACGCACAAUGUUAUGACUUCCCGGUGCUAUUCGCUAUACAUUUAGGUGUGUGAACGUAAACCAUAAAUUAAACAGUGACCGAGCGAGUUUGUUGACUGGACGUUAUUGUUAUUGCUGCAUGUAAUAUAAAAGCAUAUGCGCGGUGAGCUCAUAGUCUCACAGCGGCUCGGGAGGAAGCGCGGCUAUCUGGUGACGCGACUUCAGUGGCGAGCACAGUUCAGAAGCUUAUCGUUUCGGAAGCGGCUAACGCUUUACGACCGCAGCGCCGGCCGGUCGUUCAGUGGUCCCAAUUUUACGAGUUCUCUGCGUGCCGUUGAACCGAUCGAUCUGGAAUCAUGAAGCUAUUACUGACUUAUUUGUGUUUCGUUUUCCUAUUUAUUCGAAUUCACGCUCUGAGUGCAGAAAAUCUAUAUGUAUUGACUGUGGCGACCGAAGACAGCCAUGGCCUUCAGCGCUACGAGAGAUCAGCCAAAGUGUACGGCAUUUCCUACGAGGUGUUGGGAAUGGGCGAGGAGUGGAAGGGAGGCAACAUGGCCUACCCCGGAGGGGGGCACAAGGUCAACCUGCUCAAGAAGAAGGUGGACGAGCUGAUGCAGGGGGAAAACAAAGACAUGGUGGUCAUGUUCACUGACAGCUACGACGUGAUAUUCCUGGGCGGCGCGGAGCAGAUCGUGCGCAAGUUCGAGGCGUCCGGGCGGCGCGUGCUGUUCUCCGCCGAGCCCUUCUGCUGGCCCGAGCCCGCGCUCGCCAAGACCUACCCCGACACCACGGUGCCCAACCCCUACCUCAAUUCGGGCGGGUUCAUCGGUUACCUCGAGGAUGUGUGGAAGCUGCUGCAGGCGAGGAGCAUUGCUGACGCGGAGGACGACCAGCUGUACUACACCAAGCUGUACCUGGACGAGGAGCUGCGCGGAGCCCUCGACAUCGGCCUCGACCACACCUGCCAGAUCUUCCAGAAUCUUAAUGGGGCGCUUUCGGACGUGAAGCUGCACACGAACACGACAGCGGGCGAGGACGCGUACCUGGAGAACGAGUCGACGGGCGCGCGGCCGCUGGUGCUGCACGGCAACGGGCCCGCCAAGCUGGCGCUGGGCCGGCUCGCCAACUACCUGGCGCGCGCGCGCGAGCCCGCCCGCUGCGUGCUGUGCGACGAGCGGCGCCGCGCGCUGCCCGCCGGCGACCGCCUGCCGCGCGUCAUGCUGGCCGUCUUCGUCGAGCAGCCCACGCCCUUCCUCGAGGAGUUCCUGCAGUCGCUGCUCGACUAUGACUAUCCGAAGAAAAAGUUGGAGCUGGUGUUGCGCAACAACGUGGAGUACCACGAGGAGCAGGUGCAGGCGUGGUUCGAGCAGCACGCGGCGCAGUACGCGGCCGCCAAGCGCGUGCGACCCGACGACCUCAUGUCCGAGGCGGACGCGCGCCGGCUUGCGCUGGAGCGUUGCGCGAACAGCCUGUGCGACUACCUCCUCACGGUGGACAGCGUGGCCCGGCUGACCCCCGGCGCGCUGCGGCGGCUGCUGGCGAGCGGGUUCGACGCGCUGGCCCCGCUGCUGGCGCGCCCCGACCAGCCCUGGACCAACUUCUGGGGCGCGCUCUCCGCGGACGGGUACUACGCCCGCGCGCCCGACUACAUGGACAUCGUCAACGGGGAGCUGCGUGGUAUCUGGAACGUGCCGUUCAUCACGAACUGCUACCUGCUGAACAUGGAGCUGUUCCGCAAGCCGGCCUACAAGGGCGUCACCUACAGCAAGGAGGGAGUCGACGCAGACAUGGCCUUCUGCGAGAGCCUCAGGAAUCUUGGCAUAAUGAUGCACGUGAGCAACGAGGAGGACAUGGGGUACCUGGUGGACCCCGAGUCGUUCGACCCGAAGCGGACACACCCCGACGUGUACCAGCUGCUGCACAACCGCCGCGACUGGGAGCGCCGCUACAUCAGCCCCGACUACUGGCGCAACUUCGACGACGGCAAGCAGCACAGCAUGCCGUGCCCCGACGUGUACUGGUUCCCGCUGGUGACGGAGCGCUUCUGCGCGGAGUGGAUCGACAUCAUGGAGGCGUACGGCAAGUGGAGCGACGGAUCUAACAAGGACUCUCGUCUGGAGGGCGGGUACGAAGCCGUGCCCACGCGGGACAUCCACAUGAAGCAGGUGGGGCUGGACGCGCACUGGCUGCACAUUCUGCGCCGCUACGUGCGCCCGCUGCAGGAGAUGGUCUUCCUCGGCUACUUCCACGACCCGCCGGUGUCGCUGAUGAACUUCGUGGUGCGCUACCGGCCGGACGAGCAGCCCUCGCUGCGGCCGCACCACGACUCCUCCACCUACACCAUCAACCUGGCGCUCAACACGCCGCAGGUGGACUACACGGGCGGCGGGUGCCGGUUCCUGCGCUACAACUGCUCGGUGGUGGACACGCGCCGCGGCUGGCUGCUCAUGCACCCGGGCCGCCUCACGCACUACCACGAGGGGCUGCCCGUGCUCUCGGGCACGCGCUACAUCAUGAUCAGCUUUGUGGACCCGUAGGCGCACCGCACCAACACACACACGCGCACACACACAAACCGACAGAUGAUGUCUUCACACACACGCAUUAACACGAGUGCGCACACGAGAUGGUUAUAUACGCUCUUCACUCGCGCACGCAAAUGAGUGCGCACACUAUAUGGUUAUACAGGCAUGCACACAAAUAUAAUGGACAUAUUAUACAUUCGACGCACACACACAACAACUUAAAAAAUUGACAAAGCACAAUAUUACAAUAAAAGCGAUAAGAGAAUAUACACACUUGCACACAGAUGAUGUAAUUACACCAGGCACCCAUUCACACACAGACGUUGAUACAAAGCACACGUUACAUUAAGAGAAGCUCAUAGAAGCGUUUUAGCAGGUUGAUCCUUGUAAAUGACCUUCUUAAUGAUGCCUCUAAUACACUUUACACAUUACUAUUCAAAUUUUCAAUAUAACCAUUGAGCAAUAAUUCCUUUAGCACACAGUUCCAAAUAAAAUGACCAUACUCAGUACAUGACACUAUCCGUGUAGCGAAACAUUGUUAAUGUUUUCAAGUAGAUAAUAGUAGAAUUUAAAUGUAACAUAUCUUAUGACUUAGUUAUUAGAAUUAUUAAUAAAAAUAUAUUUACACUGUAAGAGAACAAUGCAAUUUUAGCAUUUUUUUUUUUUGUUUUUAUGACGUACAUGCAGUAUGUAUAGUUUUUAUUUUUGUCUAGAUUUAAGAUUAAUAUUUGCGAAUAGAAUAACUAUCGCUUGUGAGCUUGCAAUUUCCUAUUAGUUUUAUGCAGAGAUAUUAUAUAAAACGAGACGAAAUUAUGGUGAUCUAUUAUUUAGACAUUAUUGGUAUUGUUUAACCUUAUAUUAUUUUAUUGUUAACGCUUCGUAUUCCAGUGCAUUUAUUAUAAUAAAGAUUUCAUCGGACGCUGCGUAUUAAAUGUAUGUUUGCCAAAGAUCCUUGUAAUGGUUGAUUAUUGAUUAAUAAAUAAAGUUUACAAGCAUA